GGGAACGCUUCCCAGCAAGUUCUACCCACACUGUGAUAAAUAUACAUCUUUCUUUCCCUGGCUUACACACAUUCAAUGCAGUUUAGGAUCUUAUUUUUGUUAGUUUGAAUUGUUCGGUAGCUGAGAACUAAGCUUUAGUUUCACAGUUCCUCAAAAAAUUAGAUAUGGAAUCUGCUAUGGUUGCUCUUGUAGUUGAAAAACUUGGCAAGAUGGUGAUAGAGCAGAUAAAUAAGGAGGCUUCACUUGUUCUUAGCUUCAGAGAGGACUUUGAAUGGCUGAGCAAUAAACUUACAAGAAUAAGAAGCUAUCUAAGAGAAGCAGAUCUCCGAAGUGCACACAAUGAGUCAGUGAAAAGCUGGCUGCUGGAUGUUGCAGAGAUUGCUUUGGAUGCAGAGGACAUACUGGACGAAUGUGCUGUUCAAUCUGAAGGUACUGAUAAUGAAAGCGCCCAAUCCUCUUGUGUUUGUGCUUUCAGUUAUUCUCAAUUAGUGUUUCGCUAUAAAAUGGCACGUCGGAUUAAGGACGUGAAAGAUAGAAUGAGGUCCAUUCUGAUAGUUGAUGCAAAGGAGCUGAAGCUUGUUGGGGAUGUAACUCAUUCAAACCAACCCUCUACGAGUACAGCACAGAAUGUAAACUGGAGGGGUUUCAAUAUGAUAGAGAGGGAUUCACAUCCAGCUGUGGCUAUUGAGUCCAAGGUUGAACAAGUCUCCCGCCUGCUCGAUGACCCUGCUGCUCCUGUCAUCGCCGUUGUUGGUAUGGGCGGCGUUGGGAAGACAUUUUUAAUGCAAAAUGUUUUCAGCAGAAUAAAGGAUAAGUUUGAGAAGUCAAUCUGGCUGGCAAUUUCUCAGACUUACUCUCUUAAAAAGUUGCAAGCUGCUUUGGCCAGGGAACUAGAUUUGGACGACGUCGUUAAUGAGAGGGUAGAUGAGGUGAAGGCGCAAGAGCUGAUUCAUGGCCGUUUAGCAAGCACAAAGUUCCUCAUUGUGCUGGAUGAUGUGUGGAGGGCAACUGAGCAAGAGAACUUGGUAUUGGCACUUGGCAUUCCAAGGGGGAAUAACCCUGAGAGCAAAAUUGUGGUCACAACACGAAGCAGACAUGUGAGCAGCAACAUGAAUGCUCGUGUUUAUGAGCUGCAAACUUUGUCAAAAGAGGAGAGCUGGAACCUGUUUUGCGCUUUUGCCUUUAAAGGAAAUCAGCCAACACAUCAUCUUGAAGGGAUUGCUCGUCAAGUGGAAGGGGAAUGCGGGAAAUUGCCCUUGGCUGUUAAAAUAGUGGCAGCAUCUCUGGCGAACACGACACUAUCUAGGGAGUGGGAAUCUAAAUUGCAGCAGCUAAGAGCGGCAUCUUCUACCGAGGAUCCAAUUAUGCAGAUUCUCAAGCUAAGUUAUGAUUCUCUCCCUGCUCAUCUUAAGCCCUGUUUUGUGUAUCUUUCUUUCUUUCCCGAAGAUGAGGAAAUAGACUACCAAUAUCUCAUAAAUCUGUGGGUAGCGGAAGGAUAUAUUCCUCAAGGAGACGACCAACUAGACAUUGGAUGGAGUUAUAUAUGUCAUCUUCAAAGUCUAUGUCUGGUCGAGAGAGUACAUGCCGGGGUUGGUGAAUAUGGUUAUGGAGUGUGCUACAGAAGGUUCAAAUUGCAUGAUUUAUUGCUUGAUUUGGCCAUGAGCAUAGCAAAAGAAAGUCAAUGUGCAUUUAGUGUGGAGGAAGCCUUCAAGAAAGAUCUCACUGUGCAAACAGGCAGGACGUGUCACAGAAUUUUAAUGGGCAAGAGAAGCAUAGGCGAUGAUGAUGUAAAGGUAAUGGUAAGAAACAGGGCAUAUUCUGCAUCAUAUCUUCGCACUAUAUCCUUUUCAAAAAAUUUGGGCAUUCAAAAUAUUCCACCAAAUUUGAUCAAUGGUGCGAGAGUGCUGCGUGUACUUGACUUGAGUGGCACUGGAAUCUCGGCAUUGCCCAAUUGUGUAGGAAAUUUGAAGCUCCUUAGAGUUUUGAAUUUAAAUGAGACAAAUAUUACCGAGGUACCAGAAUGUGUAAAAAGUAUUAAGGGUCUUCGCUUCCUUGACAUUUCUUUUUGCAUGAGUCUAGAACAGUUCCCCAAGUGGAUUGGUGAACUUAAUUCCCUGGAACAUCUGGAUAUACGCCAAUACAUUGAGAAAUCCAUGCCGAAAGGAAUAUCAAAGCUUGUGUCUUUACAGGUAUUGAAAUUAACUGAUAUGAACAAACUAUCUGUGGAAGACAAUGACUUCUUACAGUUGCAGCAUUUUGUCAAUUUGGUGAACCUUCGUGAACUGUUAAUAAGUAUUCAUCACGAGGCUGAAUUGAAGAGUAUAGAAGAUGGCAUCCUCGCCUCGUUGGUGAAGGUGCGUAAUCUGAUAAUACAGAAUGUUACUACUGACAAUUGUCCACCUGUAUCGGAGAAAAUGUUAGCUAUGAAGGAUCUUGAAAGCCUUUCCCUAAUCCGGUUUGCAGUGCCAAAUUGGAUAUGUGGUUUCUCAAAUCUGAUGGAAUUGAAGUUGUCGAAUUGUCAUUGUGUUGAAUAUCCAGCACUAGAAAUCAUGCCCAGCUUAAUAACAUUGUAUUUAAGCGAGAAUAGCAAUUGCAAGGCAUUGCCAAAAGGGUUUGGGAAGCCCGGGGGAUUCCCUAAACUACGGGUUUUUGAAAUUAUUGACUUUGUGGUGUUAGAGGAGUUGCCAGAAUUAGAAGAUGGAGCGAUGCCACGCCUUGAGAUACUACAAGUAUUGUCAUGUGAGAAUCUAAAGAAACAUCCAUGUGGAUUAGAGCUCUUGAAAAGUCUGAAAGAGUGUCACUUGUACUACAUGAAGGUGACACAAAUGUCUGAGAGUGGGGAAUUAUUGAAUAAAUUGAAAGCCAAUAAUCCCAAUGUCAAAAUUUACGGUCUAGAAAACUGAGGUUGUAGAAUGCUGAAAAGCAAAAGGUGUAUUUUUUAUAAUUUCCUUUUAUAAUGUAAAUGAUUGUUUCAUUGUGU
Cryptomeria japonica (Japanese cedar) is the source of this 2980-nucleotide messenger RNA. RefSeq names its product disease resistance RPP13-like protein 4. Gene Ontology annotation, biological process: defense response to other organism. The record is from RefSeq and is a predicted model, not a curated record. Bases 165 to 2903 code for a protein of 912 amino acids. The transcript has a single exon. Gene Ontology annotation, molecular function: ADP binding. Lineage: Eukaryota; Viridiplantae; Streptophyta; Pinopsida; Cupressales; Cupressaceae.